UGUAGUAAUACUAAUAGCUAAGCUGGUACAGAGCUGGAGCAGUAGAGCUAGCUAGGCAGCGACGGCCUUAGCCGUUCGUCUGCUGAUAACGGGAAAAAAUAAUUACUUCAAUCUUACUGAUAGCGCUAGCGGGCGAGGAAGCGCCGAGCGGCGUGAUACUGAUAUAGGCAGAGAAUGCUGAAAGUGUCAGCAAGCCGCAGCAGCGGUGAUGAACAUCAUGGAUGUACGCCUCACCGCAACGACAUGCUGGCAAGUCAGCCACAAACCGUCUCACUGCUUGCUCAGGACGAGCUACCACUGCUUCCUCAGGACGAACCACCACUGCUGCCACAGUCGGAACCUCUCCUGGCACAAUCGGAUGAGACAACUGAAGAAGGCUGUUGUUGUUCCUCAGACGAGCAGGCGAAGAGCUACGGGAAAGCUAGCUUCUGUUGCAGAGGAGGUUCCGUCGCUCCAUCACGCAGGAAGAUGCUUGUGACACGCGCGAGCACCAGGAGGCUGCUGAAGCUGAAACUAGUGCUCCUGUUCAACGUGACGCUGCUUGGCUACUGGCAGAUGACCCUGCUGACAAGGCGAGGCUGCCAAUCCGGCAACACCAGCAGCACGACGACUGGAGAAACGACCGCCGCUAGUGACGACAAUGCCAGCUUGCUGGAGGAAGUGGAGAGGGAGAUAGCUGCCCUACAGAGGGAGGUAGGCAUAAGGAAGAGAGCCCUGGCCGAAAUGGACGCAGAUGUGAGAGACGAAGCAGCUGGCAUGGACAGUGCCGGCCUGGGAGCAAUCACGAACGACGAUGGACUGCCCGCGUUGCCUGAGUCACCGACACACGAGGCCUCCGCAUUGCACUCGUCGCAGACGCAAGCUAGCUGGCAGUCAUCAUCGCACCGAGCACCGCAGACAGCAAGGAGCGCACGCGCACACACGGCCCAGCACGAGCGCAUGAACAAGGCGGCAUUGUCAGCGCAGUGGUCGGAGCUGGUCUCCUGGGCAACGUUCAACGCCACGCACUACUUUGAACAGGCAGACAACAGUGGUGCGCCACCAUUGGCCCAAGGCACCGAUCUCACUGGCAGUGGUGGUGCCGGGCAACGACACACGGUAGAGGUGGACCUUCUGUUAACGCACACGCUCUCCGCAAUGCACGGCCUGUAUUCCCGCGGGGAUUUCGUCGAGGGCCUAGCGCGCACCAUUCGCCCGUUCGGCAUGCAGUACGAGCUGUUUUUUCGCCGCCGCCGGGGCAACCCUGAGCAGCAGGAGGAUGCUGUGGAGCGAGUGCGAGUUAUGAGAUCUCUAGGGCGACUCGAAGCUCGCUCUCUAUCUGCAGCGAGCGAGAAUAGAGAUGAUGUAGACACAGACAGUAUGAUGACUGGUACUCCAAACCCGAGUGCUAGCGGAGAGUGGAACGCGGUGAAUAUCACGACUCGACCCUGUCACUUUCUCGUGACCAUGUCGAGUCGCCGCGACGUGCACCACCUCCGUCACACCAUGCAGUACUUUACCAGCACUGUGUUGCUUAGCGACGAGGCGCGCGACUGGCGACUGGACCGCCUGGCGUCGCUCAGCGUGGUCGUCGUGACGACGGACGCGUUUGUCGUUUCCGCGGCAACGGACGUUGUACGCGACGCGCUACGCGACCACCAGGACUUCAGCCGGUACUACGUGGUGCGCGUAAGCAACGCCGGUGAUUGGCGAAGCUCCGUGCUGACACAUCUCCAGAGCGUGCUUGUUGCCGGAGGCAACCCACACGACACCGUCAUCACCAUGGAUACGCAUUACAUGCCGACCGCGUUCUCUUUGAAUCGUUGCCGUGCGGUCGCCGAUGCCGGUCGCCGUGCCUACAGCCCCAUAGCCUUUCAGCUGUACAACCCGCUGCUCAACCACGGCAUGCGACGCAAGAAGGUGUCCGGCGCCCGUGGCUUCUGGGAGGACAGAGAUCACGGCGUCCUUUGCCUUGCAUGGUCGGACAUGGAAGGUGCUCUGCAGCACAUACCGGCAGAACAAUUCAGAGGCAAUUCCUUUGCAGCACCACCGUCGCCUAGUCUUGUUCUGUAUCGGCAUCUACUGGCCACGCGUCACAUUUCCGUGAUCCGAGCACCCGACAGGGGUAUGUUCCGGCCUCACAGAAUCACCAGAUGCGAAAUGAAACCAGUGCAGAACCCGGUGGAAGCGCAGCGGGCCGAAGCACUGUUUGACGAGUGUCGCAUGCAGAAGGCCCGCACCGAGGGAACCCGCCGCACCAUCGCCGAGCUAGUGUUCGGGGAGCAAAAGGUGCGCGACCUGCUUGUACAAGCGGAAACCGCGCAGCUCAGACACGAAGACAAGAUGUGACGCGGCAGGCGACGUCAUUGCGUCACCAUGAUGACAUCAUCAUCAUCAUGAUGAUCUCAUCAACAUACCAGGCAAUGUACGGAUGAGUAAAGUACACCCACAACUAUUGUUGUCAGGAUGGUUUCCAUGGUAACAUCGAUGGGGCAAUUGUCUCUCAGUGGAUUUCCAACACAAAUGCACUUGGAAAUGGACUUGGAUUAUCUCUUUGCUGAUCGGAUUGACUGUGACUCUCAAGACAUCGAGGCCAGCCCUGCUAAAGUAAAUCGAACAUUGAACAGCAUGUGCCCCCCCCCCCCCC
Sycon ciliatum is the source of this 2626-nucleotide messenger RNA. RefSeq lists its product as uncharacterized. NCBI's taxonomy places the organism in Eukaryota, Metazoa, Porifera, Calcarea, Leucosolenida, Sycettidae. Gene Ontology annotation, cellular component: Golgi cisterna membrane. The record is from RefSeq and is a predicted model, not a curated record. Gene Ontology annotation, molecular function: acetylgalactosaminyltransferase activity. The coding region runs from base 175 to 2328 and encodes 717 amino acids. The transcript is spliced from 3 exons.